UUGUUUCAGUUCCUCUUCUUUGACAUAUGUGCUUUGUGCUCAGGCAUUUGGACAAAUCUGUUAGGCAUAGUAGCUGGCUUCUUUUUGGUUAACUGCGGUCUAUAUGUGCUAGAUUCCGGUAGAGCUUUCGAAGCAGUUGCUAUUCACACAUUCCAGAGAAUACCGGCGGCAAAACCACUACUAGAUAGGUUAUACUCCCUUCCUUACAUUGGUAGAAUCCUCACUGAUCGAAGACAUCAAAUAAGAGUUGCUCUCGUUACCACUGCUGUCAUGUCCGCAUUGAUGUGGUUCAGCAGCGACAAGAUCAUCGUGAAGGAAAUCACUAUUCCUGUCCAAAACUUUUCUGGAGCUGAUGGUGGAGUACGCAUAGCUCUUGUAUCUGAUGUUCACACUGGAGCUAGUGUUCAUAAAAGUCAGGUCGUUUAUUUUCCAUUUCUGCUUUUUUCCUGCUUUCUACUCAAAAGAAGUAGGGUUGAGGUAGUUACCUGCAUAGAUCUCCAAAAGCUCCAGUUUAUUACCUUUUUUCAGAUCGAAAAAAUGGUUACUACGCUGUUCGAUCUAGAUGUCGAUGCAGUUGCUCUUGUUGGCGAUUUAGUGGAUGUACUUGGUCUCUGGUUCGCUAACAAUCAAUGUCUCUGUCGUAGGAGAUUGACACAUAGAUUCACCACAUAUUUUGUAACUGGUAAUCAUGAGUACUACUAUGGUGAUGCUAAGAAAUGGCUUGAUCUGUACAAAGACCAUCGAAUUCGUGUACUGAACAAUCAAUGUGAGAUGUUCCACAGAAUCUGUAUCGUUGGUGUGAAUGACAUCUCCAGCGAGUAUUCUGGGUUAGUGAUAAGUUCCGUUUUUUGUGUCUUUUAUUCUUUCAUCGUUUUUAUUGCGGGUCAUCACAUGAAUCUCACUGUAGCGAUGAGUAACUGCUCGGCAGGCUCAACCCGAGUGGUCUUGGCUCAUAAUCCUGCAAGUGUACUUGAAUUUUCGCAAAACGAUCUUGAAAAAGUGGAUGUCGUUUUAUCA
Molecule: messenger RNA, 1017 nt
Organism: Cylicostephanus goldi
Lineage: Eukaryota; Metazoa; Nematoda; Chromadorea; Rhabditida; Strongylidae
Source: the annotation of a GenBank genome assembly